UAUAAUCUAAAUGACUAUUCGCACGUCACGGGGACAUGGUUGUAGCGCGCGGUUGAAUAGAAAUCGGUGGAAAAAAUAUGGCCGCUUCCAUUAGCAGGGAUACUUCUUCUAGUAAUACUCAGUUUGUAUCAAGUUUUCGUAAAAAGGGACACGGAAAAUCGGUCCAGAUUCCUGGUACCCGUCCAUCUCUCCACAAUGGUCAACUUUUAUUAUCAACAGGAAUCCCUUCGCUUGACCAUAUUUUAGGUGGAGGACUUGCAGUUGGCAGUGUCCUUUUGGUCGAAGAGGAUGUGUACUCCAGCUUCGCUCGCCUGAUGUUGAAGUACUUCGUUGCAGAGGGUGUUGUGUGUGGUCACUAUUCAUUCCUAUCUAGUAUGGAUUGUAAUGUUCAAAGUUUACUUGCAGAAUUGCCAUUCCCAGUAGAAAAUACGUUAUCUACUGGAAAAACUGUCCCCCAACCUAUUAAUACUGUUUUGAAUCCACCCAGUAGUAGUGUGGCAAGCAAAACUGCGACCAUCCCAGAGAAACCUGAGAGAAGUUCCCUGGGGAAUAUGGAAAUUGCAUGGCGCUACCAAAAUUUACCUCAGUUAAAAACAGAAUUGUCAAUGUCGUCUCACGUAUUUGGUCACUUCUUUGACUUAACAAAGACAAUGCCAAUGGAAACAAUUAAUAAAGAUAAAUUAUGGUGUUACCAAUCACCAUCAUCACAAUUUGAUGGAUUAUUAGAAGAGAUAAAACGAGUAAUAGACAUUAGUGGUUGCAAUUUACAAGCAUCUUUCAAGCCUAUUUCUUCCCCAAAGAAUGUUUUGAGAAUAUCGUUAUUAUCUCUGGGAUCGCCACUGUGGGGCGAGUCGGGAACAACUGCUGAGGGAAAUGCUUCUAUGUGUCAGUUCCUUCAUUCCAUCAGAGCAACACUUAGGAAGAGUUUAGCAGUGUGUCUUGUAACCAUGCCAACACAUCUUUAUCAACCAAUGUACUCCAGAAGAAUAGAAAGACUGUGUGAUUAUGUUGUCAGAUUGCAGUCUUUCGCUGGGGAGGAUAAGUCGCCAGCAUUUAAAGAGUAUCAUGGCUUGUUUCAUGUUGUCCAAAUUCCUAGGAUAAACUGCUUGACCAACUAUGCACUAGAUACCGAAGACUUGGCAUUCAAACUGAAGCGAAAAAAUUUCUCAAUAGAAAAGAUACAUCUACCACCUGAUUUGUCUGAAAAUGUGAGCAGAUCACAGGGUGAACAUUUUAAAACUAUGAAAGGAUGCAGUUCAAGUAAUGUAUCUUCGCCAUUAGAUUUUUAAAGCUGAUCAUGGAUACGCAUCAUGCAAUGAAAGUUAACCAGUUUAUAAGGAAAAAUGUGAAUAAAAUUCUCAGUGACACUUUUGGACAAUUUAAUCAAAUAAGCAAAAAUUCUUAUUUGAUAUAACAAAUUAGGAAGAAAUAAAUAGCUUUUCCAGAUCAAUUUGUUAUGCUGGUAGCAACAUUUGUAAUGGAUUAUGAUUUUAUAGAUACAGCAUUGUAAAAUAUGGAGCUAGAAUCCAUUAUUUACUUGGCCUAAAAUGAAAUACAAAUAUAUUCCCAACA
Messenger RNA from Anneissia japonica, 1572 nucleotides. Its product is annotated as elongator complex protein 4-like. Bases 78 to 1289 code for a protein of 403 amino acids. The record is from RefSeq and is a predicted model, not a curated record. The transcript has a single exon. Lineage: Eukaryota; Metazoa; Echinodermata; Crinoidea; Comatulida; Comatulidae. Gene Ontology annotation, cellular component: cytoplasm; elongator holoenzyme complex; transcription elongation factor complex. Gene Ontology annotation, biological process: tRNA wobble uridine modification.